AAAAGUACUAGUGGUCGGCGUCCAGGCGAGCCGCAUUUCCGUCGCGUUUACGUCCGACUCUUGUCCGGCUCUGUGACGAACGGUUCCCUUUUCUUCCUCCUCGACUUCAUCCUGAUUCUUCAUAACCACAACCAUAAUGGCUACGGAUCAGCGAAAACCACUCCCUUUCGUUGCGAAUUUCGCCGCCGGCGCAAUUGCUGGUGUCUCAGAGAUUUUGACAUUUUACCCUCUAGCAAGGCGCCUGCUCACUCGUAACUUAGAUGUCGUCAAAACUCGUAUGCAACUUGAGACCGGAAAGGCCAAGCAUGGAAUGGUUGGCACUCUAUCGUCUAUAGUACGGGAAGAAGGUUUCGGCCGACUUUACCGAGGCUUGGUCCCUCCUCUUCUUCUCGAGGCGCCAAAGCGCGCGGUUAAGUUCGCUGCUAACGACUUCUGGGGGAAGACUUAUAUGGGCUUUUCCGGAGAGUCUAAGAUGACACAGCAACUUUCUGUUUUGACAGGGCUCAGUGCUGGUGCAACGGAGAGCUUCGUUGUCGUUCCAUUUGAGCUUGUCAAGAUUAAGCUGCAAGAUAAAACUAGUACAUUUGCUGGUCCCAUUGAUGUCGUCAAGCAGGUCAUCAAGAAGGAAGGCCCUCUUGGUCUCUAUGCUGGCAUGGAGGCAACUUUCUGGAGGCACGUCUGGUGGAAUGGUGGAUACUUUGGAUGUAUUCAUCAAGUCCGUAGCAUGUUGACACCAGCUGAGACGCAGCAAGGGCAGCUGUUCAAUAAUUUCGUUUCUGGCAGUGUAGGUGGCUUCGUUGGAACCCUCAUAAAUACCCCCUUCGAUGUCGUGAAGUCUCGCAUCCAAGGUGCUGCUAAGGUCCCAGGAGUUGUCCCAAAGUAUAAUUGGACAUAUCCUGCACUAAUGACUAUCAUGCGCGAGGAGGGUCCUGCAGCUCUUUACAAGGGCUUCUUGCCAAAGGUCCUCCGUUUAGCACCUGGAGGUGGCGUUUUACUCCUAGUGGUAGAGUUUACACUUGGAGCAUUCCGGAAGGCCCUCGGUCCACCUUACAUAUAAAACUUGGAGUUAGCGCUUAAACGCGAGAAGGCUGAAACAGCACCGUAGCUAAUAAAUUACACCACACUGGAUCACUUUCGUAAACAUCUUCACAAGAAGCCGUAGUAGCACCAAUCGGAACCAAUCUUAUGCGGAAACGGACCAGCCAUGAUUCUGAUUCUGAGGUAGUUACCAUCGGGCCACAGCCCAUAUGGCAUAGCGAUUGUAGUCGCCAUGAUCCAAUGUCUCAACCGCACAAUGUUCAC
Suillus subalutaceus is the source of this 1302-nucleotide messenger RNA. RefSeq names its product mitochondrial carrier. The transcript is spliced from 14 exons. Gene Ontology annotation, biological process: transmembrane transport. The record is from RefSeq and is a predicted model, not a curated record. NCBI's taxonomy places the organism in Eukaryota, Fungi, Basidiomycota, Agaricomycetes, Boletales, Suillaceae. The coding region runs from base 137 to 1057 and encodes 306 amino acids.